Ficedula albicollis (Collared flycatcher) is the source of this 5910-nucleotide messenger RNA. RefSeq names its product pleckstrin homology like domain family B member 2 (gene PHLDB2). Gene Ontology annotation, cellular component: basal cortex. The record is from RefSeq and is a predicted model, not a curated record. Gene Ontology annotation, biological process: regulation of microtubule cytoskeleton organization. The transcript is spliced from 21 exons. Lineage: Eukaryota; Metazoa; Chordata; Aves; Passeriformes; Muscicapidae. Bases 62 to 4135 code for a protein of 1357 amino acids.
GUCAAAAUUUAUCUGGUUCACUCAAAUUAGUGUCAUUUUAACCAUCCUGUAGAAGAGAAAUAUGAUGCCAAACAGAAGUAACCUCUCCUCCUUCCAGAAUGUUGGAUCAGAUUCCAGUAAGAUUAUGGCAGACUAUAGCCACUCACAAAAACAGAUGGAAUUACAAAAUGCUAGUUUGGGAAAGGGUUCUGUGGCGAAUUCCCUUGAAAAUGGUCUCCAGGAUAUUAUGGAAAACCUCAACACGAAGAAAUAUUCAUCAACUCUUAAAUUUAAAACAAAUGGGGACUACGCUGGCUCAUAUUUAACCCUUUCACAGCCUAUGCCAAUUAAACCUAAUCUUUCCACCAGUGUUAAAAAUACACACUCUAUUAACAAAAUUCAAGGAGGAAAGCAGUUCCCCUGUGAAAGCCCAUAUCUUCCAGAUAAAAGCAUCUCUGUAAAGCAUUUGGGUUCCAUAUCAGGCAUGUCUCCGUCCCUCAGUGGGUAUAGUUCAGGAAGGACAGAUUUUGACAUUCAUGCCAGCAGAGAAAACGAAAAAUCCCUUGGACCCAUGGAUAAGUUUCAUUACUCAAAGUACAGUCAGAGAAAUAAAUCUUAUGACAACAUCUACUUCCCAGGAAUGCUGGAGUCAAAGAAGAUCUCAGGCUCUCUUCUGACUAUGUGGAAUGGAAGCUCGGGGAACGAGCUGGUGCUGUCACCUGGUAGCAGUUCUGGGGCAGCCAGCAUGCCUUCCAGCCCAAAGCAGGGCAGGAGGAUGAAUGCUGAAAACAGUCUGGCCCUGCACAUAAAGCCAGUGAAGUACAAGGAUGGGAUGAUGGAAACUCUGGCUUCACGGCCUAGGAAAUACUCUGGUGGAUCUCUAAGUCAUAUGGGAAUGUACAGUCGUUCCCUGCCCAGACUGUAUAAAUCAACAGAAAACCAGCUGGUGCCAUUAAGUUUGCCCCCCAGAAGCUCUCUGGGUAACAGUAAAAGGAAAAAACUUGGAGAAAAAGAUCUACCUCAGAAUGCUUUCGAUGCUGAUAAUUACCUGAAUUUUUCUUCUUGCAGCUCAGGGGUUUCACCACAUGCCAACUCUGUCUCUGGGAGUAAUCCCUACGUCAGUUCAGCUCUCAGUGUUCCUCCAAGCCCUCGUGUUGCUAAAAAAAUGCUUUUAGCACCUUCUUCCCCAUAUCUCCCCGAUGAUUUUGAUAGACUUGGACUCUCAGGAACAAGUCCCAGUAGUUCUUUCUCCCCAGUGGAUUUUGACAGGUCGUUCUCCGUCCGAAGAAACCUUUCCACCAGUUCCAUGGAACUCGAUGACCCAGAUCUGGAAAGUUACAGACAGACGCCAAAUUCUCUGCAAACAUCCAUGAGAGAGCGGAAGAACAGCAUUAGCUCCAUUUCAGGAAGGGAGGAUCUCAUGGACUACCACAGGAGGCAGAGGGAAGAGCGACUUCGGGAGCAGGAGAUGGAACGGCUGGAACGACAGCGGCUCGAGACAAUCCUCAACCUGUGUGCGGAAUACUCCAAAUCUGACAGCGACCCCGCUGCAGCCACUACAGUUGCUGACGUUCAAAAAAUUAACAAAGAGCUGGAAAAGCUGCAGCUCUCCGAUGAGGAUUCCGUGUUUGAAGAGUCCCAGAUGAAUCUGGAGGCGAGGUUCAGGGGCCACUUGAAAUCGUCGGCGAGCGACUCGGAUUUCUCGGAGCUGAGCGGCCACAGCCGUGGCACUGCUGCUUACCUGCCCUCCCGGGGGCUGAGAGCUGAUGAGCCCUUCGGUGAAAGCACCAAGCCUCCUCCUUUUGCUGCUCCCAGCUUCCUGAAGGACGCCACCGAGUCAUCCUACCUGAGCAUCACACCAAAGAUAUCAGAGUGCACCAGUGAAGAGCAGAGGAGGCAGGAGCUCGGUCGACUGGAGGAGGAACGCUUAGUAAUCCUGAAUAACUUGGAAGAACUUGAGCAGAAGAUCAAAGAUUUGAAUGACCAGAUGGAUGAAUCCUCAAGAGAGUUGGAUAUGGAAUGUGCCCUUUUGGAUGGGGAACAGAAAUCUGAAACAACAGAGCUGCUGAAAGAGAAAGAAAUAUUGGAUCAUCUAAACAGAAAAAUAGCUGAACUGGAGAGAAAUGUUAUUGGUGAAAAGACAAAGGAAAAAUUAAAACUUGAUGCUGAGAGGGAAAAACUAGAGAGGCUUCAGGAGCUUUACUCGGAGCAGAAGACGCAGCUUGAUAAUUGCCCUGAGUCCAUGAGGGAACAGUUACAGCAGCAGCUGAAGAGGGAUGCUGAUAUUCUGGACAUAGAAAGCAAACACUUUGAAGAUUUAGAAUUUCAGCAGCUUGAACAUGAAAGCAGGUUAGAUGAAGAGAAGGAAAAUCUGACACAACAGCUCCUGCAUGAAGUAGCUGAAUAUCAGCGCAGCAUUGUCAGCAGAAAGGAAAAGAUUUCUGCUCUCAAAAAACAAGCCAAUCAUAUUGUCCAACAAGCACAAAGAGAACAAGAUCAUUUUGUAAAAGAGAAAAACAACUUAAUAAUGAUGCUGCAAAGGGAAAAAGAAAAUCUCUGUAAUCUGGAAAAGAAAUACUCUACACUUUCCGGAGGAAAGGGAUUUCCUGUCAGUCCCAAUAGUCUGAAAGAGGCAUUUCUAAAAAGAAGAAAUACUGUAGCAGUCUGUGGCUUCUCUUAUGGAAUUGCUGAAGUGUACACACUGGGCUAUAUCAGUGUAAGUGAAAUUAGUGAGCUGUAUGGCAAUUCCACGAGUAUAUCCCCUUCCACUCAGACUCCCUCAGAUGUUGAAGCAGUUGCCACUGAGCCUUCCACGGCUGUGCUGACGAGCCAGCCACAAAAUAAAGAGCUAAGAUCACCUCUCUGUUCUGGAUUUGUGUUUCCUCACUCUCUUUCUCCUCGCUCUAUUGCUCAACUUCCAUCAGUCCAUUGGCCUGAGGUCAUGGCUACUCAUGUAGAUCCUAUUCCUUUAUCUGAUACACCUCCACCUCUGCCAGCUAAGAAACACCGCAGGCAACAACAGCAUUUCAGAAACCUGGAGGAGCGCAAGAAGCAGCACAGGGAGUGCUCGUACCUGAGCGAUACCUUGCCCCGCAAGAAAACCACCCCGUCUGUGUCUCCCCACUUCAACAGCGCCACGCUGGGGCGCAGCAUCGCAAACAAGGGACAUUUACCAUUAGGACAGAGCAACAGCUGUGGCAGCGUACUUCCUCACUGCCUGGCAACCAUGACCAAAGAGUCGGAGUCGAGAAGGAUGCACAAAGGGUAUAACCAUCAGCGCAUCUGUGAAAACCAAAGGCAGAAGUCUCCAGAAUUCUACAGCAGAACAGCAUCAGAAUCCAACGUGUAUUUGAACAGUUUCCAUUACCCAGAUCGUAGUUACAAGGACCAUGCCUUUGACACAUUAAGCUUAGACAGUUCUGACAGUAUGGAGACAAGCAUAUCAGCAUGCUCACCAGAUAACAUUUCCAGUGCUAGCACUUCAAACGUUGCAAGAAUAGAGGAGAUGGAGAGACUUCUCAAACAAGCACAUGCUGAAAAGACUCGGCUGCUUGAGACCAGGGAACGGGAGAUGGAAGCUAAGAAACGAGCUCUGGAAGAAGAAAAACGCCGCAGAGAGCAACUGGAGAAAAGAUUGGAGGAAGAAACGAGCCAGAGGCAAAAAUUAAUUGAAAAAGAAGUCAAAAUACGUGAGAAACAAAGAGCACAGGCCCGUCCCUUGACUCGCUACUUGCCCGUUAGAAAGGAAGACUUUGACCUAAGGAGUCACAUUGAAACAGCUGGGCACAACAUAGAGACCUGCUACCACAUCUCUCUCACUGAGAAGACCUGCCGAGGCUUUCUGAUUAAAAUGGGAGGAAAAAUUAAAACGUGGAAAAAACGGUGGUUUGUUUUUGACAGAAACAAGAGAACUUUUACUUAUUAUGCAGACAAACACGAAACUAAAUUAAAAGGUGUAAUAUAUUUUCAAGCUAUUGAAGAAGUCUAUUAUGAUCAUCUAAAGAAUGCAUAUAAGAGUCCCAACCCCUUGCUGACCUUCAGUGUUAAGACCCACGACCGCAUCUACUACAUGGUUGCUCCUUCCCCAGAAGCCAUGAGGAUAUGGAUGGAUGUCAUUGUGACAGGGGCAGAAGGCUACACCCACUUCAUGUUGUAAUAAAAGGGGAGCAACAGGGCAUCCUGCAAUAACGUAACUAAUGAAGUUAGCCAUAGCUAGUGACAGCUGAAAAGCCAGUGAAUAAUAAAAACCCUGAAAUGUCCUCCUUAUGAUGUGCACCCAAAACCUCAGACUGAGAGGGGGUUACAAAUGCAUUGAAAAGGGGGGGGGGUUGUUAUCUGUUCUUGUUGAUCUUCAUAGGAAUGAACGAGCUAAAGCUGCUGAGAGAAUCAUAGUGCUCCAAAGUGGAUAAUCAGGCAAUUUUAAUUACAGCAUCUUGACUGAAUGAUAAGUUUCUACAAAUUCUCUUAUACAAAUUCUCUUUAUGAGAAUGUCUUCAUAAAUUUAUACUGAACAGUUUACAAGUGUGUGUGUUCUCAUUGGUAUGCAAAAAUUCUAGUAGUGAAACAAAAAGUUGUAAUAAGCAUAUAUUUUAAUAUGCAACAUUUGACAUUUAUAGAUGAUUAGGUGACUUUUUAAAAUUUUUAGUCAAAUAUUUUAUAAAAAUACAAACAAAAAAGCAGCCCUAAGGUACACACAGUUCUUGCCUUAGUAAUUAAGUGUUACAACAGAGCCAAAGAGUUACAUGAUUCCCUUACCUUUUCAUAUUGUUACUUGUACCUAACUUUCUGUAAGGGAACAGUGCCAAAACUCUUAAUGACUUUUUGUGUAAUUAAAUUGUUAUAUUCUGUGUGUUCAAACACUUCAUGGCAACAACUGUAUGUUUAAAGUUUGCAUCUGUGGAGCUCAACAAAAAAAAAGAAAAAAAGGAUAGCUUUGUAAAGAUGCAUUUUUUUCCACAAGGAUGAGAAAUGGAAACACAUGUAUUAACUUCCUCACAAAGAGAGAUUUUUUUAAUCUUCCCUGUUGAACAGAAUAAGCUGAUUCUGGACCCUACAGCAAUUUUCUUUUAUGUAGUAAGGUCCCAGUGUGGUUCUAAUCUUACUCUGUGCCAAGUGAACGCUCUGGAACGCUCAAGCACUGCCUGCCUUGAAGCCAGCACCAAAAUCUCUACCUAUCUGAAUUCUUUGGAGCCAAGCUUUCAGUCCCAGAGAGUUGUUUUGUUGUUCAGUGUAUAUCUGCACAGAAUAAUGCUGUCAAAUAGAAUAAAAAGAGAGAGGUGAGUUCUAAGAGUUUACACUAAGCAGUGUAUGAAUAAAAACCCCUGAAAGUUUGAAGCAGUAGGGAUUGAGAUUCCUAAAACAGCAAAGAUACUGAGGGUGCAGUGGUCUCUCAUUAAAAUCACCUCCAAGUCCUUGAAUAAUAUUGCAAAAAUAUAAAUUAUUUAGUUGAAAUGAACUUCAAGAAAGUGUCAUGACUUUAAAGAGGUUCUAUUUCAGUAACUGAAACUUACAUGCUCUGUGGUUUGUGUACUAGAAAGCACAUUAGCCUUUUUUUUUCCUUGAUGAAAAGUUAAUGGCUUUUGAUUGAACAAAUAAAGUGAAAACAGAAUAGAAGUAUGCUGGCAGAAUAUUUUUGUUAUACUUUUUAAACCCUGUAACUGUAAUGAACAGGUUCGUGAUAUACACAGGUCAUGUGGUUGUUCUUGCAUGACAAACAUCAGUUUCUACUUGAAUCAUAAAAGAAGAUACUGUUGUUGCAAGAUAAUUGUUAUCAUCUGUGCAGAUCACAACCUGUAAUCUAUAAUUUAAAACACUAUCAAGUAAAUUGCUUUUGUUUAUACAGUUAUUAUUUUUCCCUGAUGUAUCUUGAUUUUACUCCUAAGUUUAGUUAUAAAGGUUUUCUAAUAAUUUUUAUAUCCUGCAUGAUGCAAU